Molecule: messenger RNA, 738 nt
Organism: Colletotrichum karsti
Lineage: Eukaryota; Fungi; Ascomycota; Sordariomycetes; Glomerellales; Glomerellaceae
Exons: 2
Coding region: 1-738 (245 amino acids)
Source: RefSeq, a predicted model, not a curated record
AUGUCGGCAGACCGAGGCCCGUCUACGACUCCCUGCGUUCUUACUCGCCCGACCAUCCUAAUCGAAGAGAACACCCAAGGACUGUCUACGGAUGAGCGUAACACCUACUUCCGCCAGCUGCAGCUGGCUGAGAAAGAGCAAGCCAUCUUGCAAUGCGACGCCAACGCCAAGGGCUUCCACGACACGAUCAAGAAGAAUCGCGGCCUAGUCGACAAGGUCAAGUCGAUAAUGAAGGGUCUUGACCAGCUCGAAGCAGAGCCAAGGAUAACCGGAAAGCUGGCCACAAAUAUCCAAGCGAUGACAAAGGUCGGCGGAGACAUGGUUGCGGACUUGGACUCGGACACUGCCGUAGCUCGUGCCCAGAGAUUCGCCGCCCUUGAAGGAAAGGAGAACAAUGUCCGCAGCAUCGCGUCGUAUGAAGAGCACCGCCAUUCCGCCGCUCCAAAGUCCUCGAGCACACCGAUCCAGACGGCGUUCGAGGCCCUCGUUUUCGAUAUCAACGGGCUCAAGGCCGACGUCAGCAAGGCUCAGGAAGAGCAGAAGCGUAUCCGGAAGAAGUACAAGUGCAUCGUCGCGGCGAGGGAGAGAGAGAUCGCAGAUCUCAAGGCCCAGCUCCUGGCAGUCUGCUCUUCUCCCGGCAAAAGCGACGAGAGUGUCGAGAGCGGUAGCGAAGAGGGCGAGAUAGUGGAGAAGAGGGACACGUUGUACAAGAAGGACAGCUUGUAUACGUGGUACUGA